AAAAAAAAGAGAAAGAAAAGGUGAAGAAGCUUCAGAUAAGUUUUGUGUGCUCUCUAACGUUUUAGUCGUUUUUAACGAAACACGCACUCUUAGUAAACGUUAUCACACCGCUUGUAACACUCAUUGCAUACAUCGCGCAACACUGUCGUGUUUACUAAACCACUAUCAACAGCAAAUUACACUUCAAAAAGCGACAAAGGUACGUACCAGAGAAUUCGAACUAUUGAAGGAAGUGAUACCACAAUUAACAUAUGGGAUAGUACUUGCUUCCACUGUUUCGUACAAUUUAACAAAGCAGUUAGUCUGUAUUUUGGAAUAUGAAAGACAAAACGAAGAAAGAAAAUAAAGAAAAAUAUGUAGAAGAUGAUGCACUUUCUUACUAUUCUGAAUAUGAAAUUCCUGAUGGAGGCUGGGGAUGGAUGGUUGUCUUGGGUUCAUUUUUUGUGCAUGUCAUUGCAGAUGGCAUCACAUACUCACUUGGCAUAUUUUACUCAAAAUGGGUGGAUUAUUUCCAAACUGAUAAAGCUACAAUGGCAUGGGUUGGCUCCUUGGUUCCAGCAAUGACAUACUUAACAGGUCCCGUUGCCGGAGCUCUGACUAAUGUGUAUGGAUGUCGCAAAGUGGCUGUUGUUGGAAGCUUACUCACCACAUUUGGUUUUGUCAUUAGCAUAUUUGUCAAUAAUGUAUACUUUCUUUAUUUCUCCUUUGGUAUUCUAGGAGGUAUUGGUAUGGGACUUAUUUAUCUCCCUGCCAUUGUGUGUGUUGGGUUCUAUUUUGAAAAAAGAAGGUCUUUUGCAACUGGAUUAGCUGUUUGUGGAGCUGGUAUUGGAACAUUCAUAUUUGCUCCAUUGUCUCAAUUUCUGUUGAACUUUUAUGGUUGGAAAGGUGCUGUUCUGAUAAGUGCAGGUCUUAUUUUGAACUGCAUUUUGUGUGGAGCUUUAUUCAAGCCUCUGCCUAAAACCAAAAUACCAAAAGAAUCUAUAUCACCUGUUUCUGAAAAAACAUUCCAAAAUGGAAAUAUAAAUAUAAAGAAAAGAAAAGAACUUUCUGUUACUCCAGAUGAAAUAGUAAAUUUAACAAAAAGUGAAAAUAAUUUGGCUACAAGAAAGCUGAGUAUAGAUUCUCGUCAUUCCCAAUAUUCUGUUGGGGGAACCAGGUCUCGCAUAUCCAGACGUUCCUUUAGUGGCAGUGGUUUAUUAAAUGUUUCAGUUUUCCAAAGCCAUGCUUCAGUGAUCUCAAUGAGUGUCCUCUCACUCCAUGAACAAGGUCAGGCAAGUGGAGGAUGCUGGAAAGAAACAAAGACUAUAUUUCAGCAGACAUUGAACCCUGCAUUAUUGACAGACCCAAUCUUUGUUAUCUUCCUUAUCUCAAAUUUCUUCAUUUCUGUUGGAUAUAUAGUGCCUUACAUUUAUAUACCAGACUAUGCAUUAGAAAAAAAUUUACACCCUAACAAAGCUGCCAUGCUUGUAUCAGUAAUAGGUGUAUCAAAUACAUUUGGUCGAGUUGUAUUUGGCUAUCUCUCUGAUAACCCACGAAUUAACCGGAUUAUAUUAUAUGCAACCUCCUUAGUGAUUUGUGGAAUUGGUACCUUAGUGUUCCCAUUCCUUGAAAUUUAUCCUUUACAAAUCUUUUAUUCUGUGAUAUUUGGAAUAUUUACAGGUGUAUUUAUUUCAAUUACAUCUGUUGUUCUUGUUGAUUUACUUGGUCUGGAGAACUUGACAAAUUCCUUUGGAUUGACUCUCUUGAUUCAAGGUAUUGCUACAUUAAUAGGACCACCCUUUGCAGGAUGGCUGUACGAUGAAACAAAGAACUAUGACUUCUCUUUUUACCUAGCUGGAAUUACAUUGGCUGGGGGUGGUCUUUUGUUAUAUAUUAUACCAUUUUUAAAACAAUACAAAAAGAAAAAGCAACAUGUGAUGACUGAACUAGUGUCAGAUGCACCGCCACUGAACAGUACACCUCCACAAAUUGUUGUUAGCUUAACAGAUAUUGAUUCUAAUCACGAAGAAUUGUGAUCAUUUUACAGAUAUGACUAAUUU
Messenger RNA from Octopus sinensis (East Asian common octopus), 2039 nucleotides. RefSeq names its product monocarboxylate transporter 12. Gene Ontology annotation, molecular function: monocarboxylic acid transmembrane transporter activity. Bases 318 to 2015 code for a protein of 565 amino acids. Gene Ontology annotation, biological process: monocarboxylic acid transport; transmembrane transport. The transcript has 7 exons. NCBI's taxonomy places the organism in Eukaryota, Metazoa, Mollusca, Cephalopoda, Octopoda, Octopodidae. The record is from RefSeq and is a predicted model, not a curated record.